AUGGCACAGGAUGUGGACCAUUCGCUUCUUCAGUCUCCAAAUCAGCAGCAUUUUUUAGAUAAUCCUUCAAAUAUCUCGUCUCCUGCGAAAUGUACCUCGGAACAGUCCACCUCCGCACCCGCCGAACAAAACGGCGAUAGGAAGUCUUCUGAGCCCGUUCCCAAUGAUACUAUAGACCAGGCGCUUAGUAUGUUGCGCUCGCCGGAGGAUCAGGCGAUCGAUGGUAGAGACAGUCGACUUGUACAGGGGAAAGUAUUACGAAGUCUUCCCGCAUGGAUUAGGUCUUUCGAGUAUCCAGAAGAAGGGACGGAGGAUUCUAUCACAUCGCGGUUGUUGCCUCCGCAUCCCAAUGAUGCCGUUGUUGCUCAGCAUAAUCACUCACCUCAUGCGACUUCGAGACCGGAGCUUAUCUCUUCAAAUCAAGGAAGUUUGGAUUAUGGACGUGAGAUAUCUCCACUUCGUGAGUCGCGCUGGAAGAAUUUUUCAAAGGCGAUAGCAUACCCACAAGAGCCUGGCGUGGAAAAGAAGUCCGUGACGCUGGACUGGAUGAAUGAAAAUCAUGGUAAUUACUCGCAGCCGUGGCGUGGACAGCGCGAAUCAUGGGAAUACGAGGAUACAGAGGAUCCGCUUCGAAUGAAACGACGCAGGGAGAUCUGGUUCAAGCGCUUCCAUAACACUCUUCUGAAAAGUCCUAUGGUGCCGCUUAUUUUCCGGCUAACUGUAUGGUGUUUCUCCCUCACUGCUCUAGCCCUUGGAGGUUCCAUCCAGCAUCUGUCGCAAGAAUAUGUCCACCCCCAGGGACCUUCGGCUCUGAUGGCUAUUAUUGUUGAUGCUGUCGCUCUGGUUUAUCUGAUUUAUAUCACUUGGGAUGAGUAUACAUCCAAGCCACUGGGCCUCCGCUCUCCGACAGCUAAGGCACGGCUUGUUCUGUUGGAUAUCUUUUUCAUUGUUUUUGAUUCUGCUAAUCUUAGCCUGGCUUUUGAAUCCUUGUCCACUGUAAGCGGCGCAUGCACAGUUGGAGAGAUCAAUCAAGAGGUCACUCCAAAGGACGAUCGAAUAUGCGACCGGCAAAAGGCCCUCGCAUCUGUUCUGCUAAUUGCUUUAAUAGCUUGGCUUACAACAUUCUCCAUUAGCGUUCUCAGACUUGUAGAGCGAGCGGCUAAUUAG
Molecule: messenger RNA, 1167 nt
Organism: Aspergillus tanneri
Lineage: Eukaryota; Fungi; Ascomycota; Eurotiomycetes; Eurotiales; Aspergillaceae
Product: phospholipase D regulator
Exons: 3
Coding region: 1-1167 (388 amino acids)
Biological process (GO): positive regulation of catalytic activity
Cellular component (GO): fungal-type vacuole; cell periphery
Source: RefSeq, a predicted model, not a curated record